UUUCUAACGCGCCGCUUCUUCUGAAACUUCAAGUUCAUGCGGAAUCUCGAUGUACGACAAGGAAAAAGAGCAAACUGACACUGUCACUGACCCCGGAUUCAUAUCAUUUUUUGGAAAACUUCCGCCAAAAUCGCCAGAUUCCGGCACCUUACGACUUUUCCAUCGUACAGGAACUGAUGCUUAUUACGCAGUCUACGGUCCAGAUGCCCUAUAUGUCGCCACACAUGUUUAUCACACAAAUUCUGUCAUCAAAUAUCUUGGAGCGGGAGGAAGAGCUGCAGGGCUGCCUAGCGUGACAAUGAAGACUACUGUCGCACAGAUGUUGUUACGGGAGGCCCUAACUAUCAAGCAAUUGAAAGUUGAAAUAUGGGUACCAGAAAGUGGGCAAGGAAAGAGAGUCACGAAGUUUGUUCUCGACAAAGAGGCGUCGCCUGGAAAUCUACAAGCAGUCGAGGAUCUGCUGUUUGUUGACACUGACCUUACAACUGCGCCGAUAGUAAUGGCAAUCAAGAUAGCGUCGACGGCUUCCUCUUCUGGCGGCAAAACCAAAUUGAAAACAGUCGGUAUAGCAUUCGCAGAUACCAGUGUGCGCGAACUCGGAGUCGCGGAUUUUGUCGACAACGAUUUAUUUUCCAACACUGAGUCUCUGAUAAUACAACUCUCAGUGAAGGAGGCCAUCCUUCCCACUGGGACCGCUUCAGGAUCUACGGAUCGCGACGUCGAUCUUAACAAGCUUAAGGCCGUACUAGACCGAUGUGGCGUUGUGGUCACAGAGCGAAAGCCCAGCGAAUUUUCAACAAAAAAUGUUGCGGACGACUUGCCUCGUUUACUCUCAGCGGCUGCCAUGCCAUCUGCAACGGAGAACAGCUCAGCGGAUGCAUCCGUCACCAUUCCACUCCCAACUGCUCCAUCUGCGUUAUCUGCGCUCAUCACGUAUUUGUCACUUCUGUCCGAUCCUUCCAAUCAUAACGCCUUCGCAAUCCGAACACACGAGUUGGGCCAAUACAUGCGUCUUGACGCCAGCGCGCUGAGGGCACUCAAUUUAACGGAAGCUCCAGGGAAUGUUGGAGUAACAACACGAAAUACGACGUUACUUGGUUUGUUGAAUAAAUGUAAGACGGCUCAGGGCACGAGGCUUCUCGGAACUUGGCUUAAGCAACCACUGGUGAACAUACAUGAAAUUAAAAAACGCCAAGAUCUGGUCCAAAUGUUUGUCGACGAUACAAACUCUCGUCGAACUCUACAGGACGAAUACCUGAAGUAUAUGCCUGAUUUGCAUCGAGUGAGUAAGAGAUUCCAGCGGUCGCAAGCGAGUCUCGAAGACGUGGUGAGAGUGUAUCAGGUUGUACUCAAGCUACCGGGGAUGAUUGAAACCCUGGAGAGCGUACAAUCAGAAGAAGAGGAGUCUUAUAAGCUGUUGCAAGAGAUGUGUCUGCAGAAACUAAAAGAGCAUGAAGGCAGUCUUUCAAAGUACUCAGAGAUGGUUGAAGAAACCCUUGAUCUGAAGGAACUGGAUAAGCACAACUAUGUAAUUAGACCAGAUUAUGACCCCCGGCUACAGGACCUUGCAGAAAAGCUUACCGAAGUCCGAGAUGGUCUGGACGACGAGCACCGUGCGGUUGGUGACGAUCUCAACAUGCAACUAGACAAGAAAUUGCAUCUCGAGAAUAACGCGACCUACGGUUACUGUUUCCGGCUAACGAAGAACGAUGCAAAAGGUCUCUCUACAAAGAAAUAUAUGGAGCUGGGAACUAUAAAAAGCGGUGUAUUCUUUACUACCAAAACUUUAAAGCAACUUGCCGAAGACUACCAAGAAUAUUCAAGCAAAUAUACUCGAACGCAGAGUGGUCUGGUGAAAGAGGUUGUAAAUAUUGCUUCCACAUAUACGCCUGUUCUUGAAUCAUUGAACAACCUUCUGGCACAGUUGGAUGUGAUCUUGAGUUUCGCCCAUGUGUCUGUCAACGCUCCCGAGGCCUACGUCAAGCCCGAAAUACUACGAAGUGGUGAGGGAAGCCUUAUCCUUCGUGACGCCCGACAUCCCUGUCUAGAAGUUCAAGACGACGUUUCUUUCAUAGCCAACGACGUGGAGAUGAUCAAAGAUCAGAGUGAAUUUCAGAUUAUUACCGGGCCCAAUAUGGGCGGAAAGUCGACCUAUAUUCGUCAAGUAGGAGUAAUCGCACUGAUGGCACAGGUUGGUUGCUUUGUGCCAUGCUCGGAAGCGAAGCUUCCUAUCUUUGACUCCAUACUUUGCCGUGUCGGGGCUGGAGAUAGCCAGUUGAAGGGGGUGUCAACAUUUAUGGCUGAGAUGUUAGAGACCGCAAUCAUUCUUCGGUCUGCCACGAAAGAUUCUCUAAUUAUCAUCGAUGAACUUGGAAGAGGAACGUCGACGUACGAUGGCUUUGGAUUGGCUUGGGCUAUCUCAGAACACAUCGCAUCGCAAAUACACGCCUUCUGUCUCUUUGCUACACACUUCCACGAGCUCACUGCGCUGGACCAGCAGCUUCCGCACGUUAAGAAUUUGCAUGUAGUUGCUCAUGUAGGGGAGAAAGGGGCAGAAGAUGAAAAACGAGAGAUCACUUUGUUGUACAAGGUCGAACCCGGAAUAUCUGACCAGAGUUUUGGUAUUCACGUCGCAGAGUUGGCCAAUUUCCCCGAAAGCGUUGUGAAGCUUGCGAAAUGCAAAGCAGAUGAACUGGAGGAUUUUGGCGGGGAUGACAAGGAUAUGGACGUGGACGUUCCGCCUGAAGUGACAGAAGAAGGUAUCCGAAUCGUGGAAGACUUUCUUCGCUCUUGGGCUUCUCCGACGGAUGGGGAAGAUGUUGUUAUGGAGGAGGAUGAGGAGAAGGAGGCUUCGCCGGAGCAGCAACUUGAACAACUGAAGGCUCAUGUUGAGAAAUUUCUUCCUCAAAUCGAGAGUAAUCCAUGGUUGAAGUCGCUUCUGACUACGUUCUAACCUUUGACGAUGAAUGCUUGCUUUACAGCCCUUUGCAUAAUUCCGUGAAAAUGGGAAAUUUUUUUUUUACCGGACCGCCCAUAAGCGACUUCGACCGAGAUCUCCGGCCUGACAGCUGACUGCUUGGCGUCGUGCCCAGUAACAGCGCCAUACCUCUGCACACUGUCUCCUCACAAUGUACAUGCACCUAAAAUUUACUGGAAUAGCUGCAAAAAGAACAGGAUCCAGCAGUUAUUGACUAAAAAAGGCACUAAUGUAAUAACAGUGUGUCGGGAUGUUGAGCGG
Lentinula edodes (shiitake mushroom) is the source of this 3238-nucleotide messenger RNA. RefSeq names its product muts domain V-domain-containing protein. Bases 50 to 2953 code for a protein of 967 amino acids. Lineage: Eukaryota; Fungi; Basidiomycota; Agaricomycetes; Agaricales; Omphalotaceae. The record is from RefSeq and is a predicted model, not a curated record. The transcript has 22 exons. Gene Ontology annotation, cellular component: MutSalpha complex; nucleus. Gene Ontology annotation, biological process: mitotic recombination; mismatch repair. Gene Ontology annotation, molecular function: ATP-dependent DNA damage sensor activity; ATP binding; mismatched DNA binding.